Messenger RNA from Aspergillus chevalieri, 447 nucleotides. It is a transcript of the gene FCY1, whose product is annotated as cytosine deaminase. Gene Ontology annotation, molecular function: diaminohydroxyphosphoribosylaminopyrimidine deaminase activity. The record is from RefSeq and is a predicted model, not a curated record. NCBI's taxonomy places the organism in Eukaryota, Fungi, Ascomycota, Eurotiomycetes, Eurotiales, Aspergillaceae. Gene Ontology annotation, cellular component: cytoplasm; nucleus. The transcript has 3 exons. The coding region runs from base 1 to 447 and encodes 148 amino acids.
AUGGACCAAGACCCCGGUUUUAUCGCUGCCGUUGAAGAGGCCAAGAAAGGUGCCGCUGAGGGUGGUGUGCCAAUUGGCGCAGCGCUGGUUUCCAAGGAUGGCCAGAUCCUUGGAAGGGGACAUAACAUGCGCGCUCAGAAUGGAAGUGCCAUUCUGCACGCCGAGAUGUCCGCUCUUGAAAACUCUGGCCGCCUGCCCGCUUCGGCCUACGAGGGGGCUACUAUGUAUACUACCCUGUCACCCUGUGACAUGUGCACCGGCGCCUGUUUACUCUACAAGGUGAAGCGGGUGAUUAUCGGCGAGAACAAGAACUUUGUUGGUGGCGAGGAUUAUCUUCACGCUCGGGGUAGGGAGGUUGUGGUGUUGGAUAAUAAGGAGUGUAAGCACUUGAUGGAGAAGUUCAUCAAGGAGAAGCCUGGGCUCUGGAAUGAGGAUAUCUCUGUUUAG